AUGUCCGCUUCCGACGGUCCUCCCCCGCCAAAAACAGCGGCCGCAAAGUCGGCCGGCUUGUACUUUUACUUGUACUGGGUUGGUUUGUGUAUGCACAUGGCUAUGAUGAUCAUCGGCUGCCUCGCAUACACUGGUGGUGCAAACCAGGAGAACCUCUCUGUCCGGAUCACCUUUACCACUCUCAGUCACCAUGUACAACGGGCAUUCAUCGCAAUGGCCGCCCUCGGUAUACUUCUCGAAUCGUAUCUGUCGUUUGCGGCUCUCAUUUAUGUUUACCGCUUGAGAGGAAGAAACUAUGACGAAGACGACCUCUUCCGGGCGAUUCGCGUCAUCAACUUUGGCUGUAUUCCAUGGCAUAUUUUCUGCGUUAUUGCUUUUGGUGUCCUCUUGGGUCUUGCGUCAACCUACGUGCCGCUUUUAUCGUCGGAGUUAUCUGAAUGUAAUUCAUACGGUGAUAGGUUAACGCAGUGUCCCAUGGUCAAUGGCACAUGGAUUUUGGCGAUAUUCUACUGCUUGUGGCACGUCGGGCAGCUCCUCGUCAUUUUCCGAUUUCGCAAGCGCCUGGUGCACUUUGUCCCGGAAGAUGAAGACGGCAGCUACGAGAUUCUCCCGCCGCCUGUCAGACAUAUUCCCGCGGUUCCACGGUCCAAGGGUUCCCGCCCACCGUCCUACCGGUCGAACCUGGAUAACCCACCGAGUUAUACGCCGGUGUCGUCGCCAAAUGGGGUGAAGUAUAAAGCAGUUCUCCCUCCGCCUAGCGCUGGCACUUCAAGGAUGUUCACCGUUGCCGAAAGAGAUUGA
This is a messenger RNA of Clonostachys byssicola, 801 nucleotides long. The record is from the annotation of a GenBank genome assembly. NCBI's taxonomy places the organism in Eukaryota, Fungi, Ascomycota, Sordariomycetes, Hypocreales, Bionectriaceae.